Molecule: messenger RNA, 2463 nt
Organism: Lolium rigidum
Lineage: Eukaryota; Viridiplantae; Streptophyta; Magnoliopsida; Poales; Poaceae
Product: cation/H(+) antiporter 28-like
Exons: 2
Coding region: 1-2463 (820 amino acids)
Biological process (GO): proton transmembrane transport; regulation of pH
Cellular component (GO): membrane; endomembrane system
Molecular function (GO): antiporter activity
Source: RefSeq, a predicted model, not a curated record
AUGGAUUGCUCGAUGACUAGCAGCGUCCUGUCGGCCAACUACAACACCAUCCUCUUCGAGUUCGGCGUCACCCUCGUCACCAGCAAGAUCCUCUAUGCCCUCCUCCGCAACGUCUACCAGCCGCGCGUCUUCUCCGACCUCCUCCUGGGCAUCAUCCUCGCGCAGUUCCGGGUUCUGUCCAUCACCAACGCCAUCAACCUGGUGUUCGGCAAGAUCGGCAGCUUCAUCUUCGCGCCCUACCUGUUCGCGCUGGGCGUGGAGAUGGACCCCUUCGCGCUGCUGGACGGGCCAACCGGCGACGCCGUCGUCGCCUACGCCGGCAUCAUCUCCACCUGCGUCCUCGUCACGCUCUUCCACACCCCCGUCAUGCAGGACAAGGGUGGGAUCGUGCACGAGCUCUCCCUCCGCGCCUUCCUCGGCCUCGCCAUCGCGCUCUCCAACACCGCCUCCCCCGUGCUCACCCGCCUCGCCACCGACCUCAAGAUCGCCAAGACCAACGUCGGCCGCCUCGCCGUCGGCGCCGGCAUCACGUCCGACUUGGUCACCACUCUCCUCAUCGCGCUCGGCAGCAUAAUAUGGCGCGACAGUGACGCUGACGGCACUGAAGGCCCCGGCUUGUUCCGGCAGCCGGCGCUCACAGCGGCCGUGCUAGUGGUGGUUGUCAUGUCCGGGUUCGUGUCCAGGGCAAUGGCGGACUGGGUGGACGGGCGCAACCCGGAGGGCCGGCGCAUGCGCGGGUUCGACCUGUCUCUGGUGGCGCUGGUGGCGGCGACGCUGUGCUGGUUCAGCUCCGUGCUCCGCCUCGACGUCAACAUGGCCGCGUUCCUCGUCGGCCUCGCGUUCCCGUGCGACGGGAGGGUGUCGCGGCUGCUGGUCAGCAAGAUCAACUUCGUGCUCAGCUCCUUCGUGCUUCCGCUCUACGUCGCCCACGUGUGCCUCUCGCUCCGGCAGACCACCGACGACAUCGAGGCCUCGGGGUUGACGAAGAACGAAGGGCUGCGCGUCUACGUCAUGAACCUGCCCUUCCCGUGGUGGAAAGUGUUCUUCGUCACCGCCAUGGGCACGCUGGGGAAGCUCGUGGGCUGCGCCGGCGUUGGGCUUCUCCAGGGGCUUGGCUGGCUGGAGGCGCUCGCGCUCGGCAUGCUCCUAAACGUCAAGGGGUACUUCCACAUCUACUGCGCGCUGGCCGCGUUCGAGUCCGGGAUAAUCACGGACAAGUCGUUCAUGGCCAUCAUCUUCAUGGUGGCGCUCAACGUGGCGGUGACGCCCAUGGUGGGCAUGGGGAUCGCGUCCUGGGCGCGCCGGAGCGUGCAGUGGCGCCUCAUGGGGCUGCAGCACCACGACCCGUCUACGGAGCUGCGCCUCGUCGUCGGCCUCCACGGCCCUCAGGACGUGCCCACUCUGGCGUUCCUCAUGGAGACGCUGCGGUGGGGCGCCGGCAAUGGCGAGCUGGCAUGCUACGCCGUGGACAUGGUGCAGCUGACGGACCAAACGGCCGCGACCAUCGUCAAGGGAGGCGGGUUCGAUGGGGUGACUGUGGUGGACGAGGAGGUGUCAGAGAUGCGGAAGCUCAUCGGCGAGGCGCUGGACGCGUACCAGGCGGACUGCGGCGGCGACAGCGACAAGGUGAAGGUGCGCAGACUGCUGGCGCUCUCCUCCUUCCCGGACAUGCACAGCGACAUCUGCAUCUGUGCCGAGGACGCGAUGGCAGCGCUCAUCCUUCUCCCGUUCCACAAGACCCAGUGCCUGGAUGGCACCAUGGACGGCGGCCACUUCGGGUUCCGGCUGGUGAACCAGAAGGUGCUGCAGCUAGCGCCAUGCUCAGUGGGGAUCAUGGUGGACCGAGGCUUCGGGAAGCAGCGCUCCCCUACCAUGACGAUGCCAGAUGCACCGCAGAGCGCGGUGGUGGUGGUCUUCAUCGGCGGCGCCGAUGAUCGGGAGGCGCUGACGCUGGCGUCCUUCAUGUGCAAGCAUCCCGGGAUGCGGCUCACGGCACUUCGGAUCGUGCAGAACGCGACGGCGCAGGCUCGGGCCAAGGCGAGGACGAGCCUGUUCGAGUCCAAGAGCAGGCGGAACAUCCAGCAGCCGGCGUCGGUGCUGGGGCAGGAGGAGCUACAGGCGCAGGCGGACGACAAGUACUUCGCCGAGUUCUACCGGAAACACGUCGCAGGGAACAAGGCGGUGGGGUACCUGGAGAAGCACGUCGCCGACGGGGCGGAGCUGGUAUCGGUGCUGCGCGGGAUGCAAGGGGAGUACCGGCUCUUCGUCGUCGGCAGAGGGAGGGACCGGAACUCGGUGCUCACGGAGGGGCUGGAGGAGUGGGCCGAGUGCCUCGAGCUCGGCCCUGUCGGCGACAUCCUGGCCUCGUCGGACUUCUCCACCACGGCGUCGGUGCUCAUCGUGCAGCAGUACGACGCCAAGAAGCACUACAAGGUCAUCGAUGAGGAAUUCAUGCCAUUGUGA